Molecule: messenger RNA, 378 nt
Organism: Ostertagia ostertagi
Lineage: Eukaryota; Metazoa; Nematoda; Chromadorea; Rhabditida; Trichostrongylidae
Source: the annotation of a GenBank genome assembly
AUGACUCGAAUAGAGAAGAUCAAUUUUCCUCAAGAACAGAAGGAAGAAGAAGAGAAAAAGCCUGAAGGUGGAGAUGAUGUUCCAGAGGAUAUUGGAGAGCUCUAUGGUAAAAUGGAUGGAGAUGAUGAACAAGAUGCAGAGAUUCGUAGCCUGCAGUUGCUCACGUUUGAAAUCAAACAGGAAAGUAUUGAGACUGCACAAAAGCGUUGCAUUGAGCGGGAGUAUUCACUUCUUGCGGAAUACGAUUUACGAAAUGACACUAUGAACCCCUAUCUUGGAAUUGAUCUGAAGGCAUCGACUACUUUCCGUCCUAUCAGGAGAAGAGCAGGAGAAGAGCGAGUAAAAUGUUCGGAAAUAGGUGAGGUGAGUUUUCUCUAG